AUGAAGCACGGUAUUUAUACGUAUGAUAAUUUAGGUACCAAAAAAGGAAUAACAUAUUACAGAUGUGCAAGACGUGGAGGGAAUUUUUGUUCAGGAUCAUUGAAAAAGUUGGCGGAUGGCACAUUUAUUACUAUUAAACCACAUAAUGGCCACCAAGCCCAUAAUCCUAAUGAGGCAUUGGUUAGAGCAUUGAGGGAAGUUCUUAAAAGAAGGGCUUCAUCAGAAAAUUUGACAUUGAAGCAUAUUUAUGACGAAGAAGCUAGAAGAAAUCCUGAAGCUUCUAGCCUGUAUCCAUAUUCAACUGCUGAAAGUAUUAUGCGACUAGCCAGAAGAUCGUCGCUGCCAUCUCUGCCCCAUUCUCUGGCUGAUUUGGCUACUAUCUUUGAUGAAGGACGUUUGCAUCGUUACUCUUGCUGUGGUGAAAUCAUGUUUAAGGGUUGUGUGCAAGAUGUUGAUGGCCGAGCAUGCAUGAUUUUUUCAUGCACCGCCCUACUACAAUUAGUUUUGGCUAACAAUAUUGACGAAGUGCAUGUAGAUGCGACUUUUAAGGUUGUGCCUUCAAACAUGGGAAGUCAGUUGUUGACUAUCCAUUGUAUGAUUGACAAUUAUUCUAUACCUAUAGUUUACUGUCUCAUGGAAUGUAAAACGAGAAAUACGUACAACUGCGUUUUCAACUUUUUAAAGACAAAUUUGCUGGCCAACCUCAAUCCAUCCAUUAUAAUAACGGAUUAUGAAACUGCCCUGAGAGAUACUCUCACAUUUAUAUUUCCAACUGCACGAAUCACCGGGUGUUGGUUCCACCACAACCAAGCAGUUUGGCGAAAUAUGAAAAAAAGAGGAUUUUUACAAUUAAUAAACACAAAUGAAUUUGCUUCAAAAGCUCUAAGGAUGCUAUUUGCAUUACCAUUGUUACCAUCUGGUGAUAUACAGCGAGCAUUUGAUAUGGUAAGAAUGUUUGCUGUGAAUCACGGAAUACCAAUGUCAAGUUUAUUUGAUUACUAUGAUAACUAUUGGCUCAGACAAGUUGGAUCAAACAUUAUUUCAGUUAAUGGUUUACCAAGACGAACAAAUAAUAGUCUCGAAAGUUUCCAUAAUACUUUGCGGAACAAAUUUAAUGUCACUCACCCUAACUUAUGGAUAUUUUUAGAUCACCUAUCUCACUUGAGUAUGAACUUCCACACUAUUAUGGCUCAGAUAAAUAAUAAUUUAAGGCCAACAAGCAACCACCGAAUAAAUUAUAGACAUUUAAAUUCAAUCCAACACGCUUGCCAACAAUAUACUCUAGGGCUGAUAUCUAUGUGGCAGUUUCUUCAAAGAAUGUCGCAUGCUACAACAACAUAUGAACAACAGCAACGAAAUUGGGCACUGCAUGUAGAUAAUGAACCGCCAAUAGUUGUUCAACCAGCAGCCCCAAUACCAGGAGCUGCAGAUUUGGUGCCAGUUGUUGCACUAGUACCGGUAGGUGCUGAUCUAUUCCCAGUUAUUGCACCAGUACCAGUAGCUGCAGAUUCAGCAGAAGUUGUUGUACCAGUACCAGUAGCUGCAGAUUCAGCAGAAGUUGUUGUACCAGUACCAGUAGCUGAAGAUUCAGCAGAAGUUGUUGUACCAGUACCAGUAGCUGCAGAUUCAGCAGAAGUUGUUGUACCAGUACCAGUAGCUGCAGAUUCAGCAGAAGUUGUUGUACUAGUACCAGUAGAUGCAGAUUCAGCAGAAGUUGUUGCACCAGUACCAGUAGCUGCAGAUUCAGCACAAGUUGUUGCACCAGUUCCAGUAGCUAAUUUAUUGCCAGUUAUUGCACCGACAGAUGCAGCUGAAAUACUGCAGCUGUUAGAACCAGUUGGCCAUCCUUACCAUCUACAAGAUAAUGGCAGACAUAGAAACCAGACACCAAGAGUAGAUGGACGUGAGAGAAACGGAAGGCAAUUUAAUAUAGUCCAAGCUUUUUAUGCAGAAGUUGAAAAUGAAGUAGAGCCGCAACAAGAAAAUGAAAUUCUUGAACUAUGCAUAAUUUGCUACAGCGGAAUUACUACUACUACAGUAGUACCUUGCCAGCACCAUUUCUGUAGAGUAUGUAUUGAGAGGUGGUUGCGGGAAGGUAGAAGAGGUUGUCCGCUAUGUAGAACUGAUAUAAUUAUGCUACAAAAGUAA
This is a messenger RNA of Macrosiphum euphorbiae (potato aphid), 2148 nucleotides long. The record is from the annotation of a GenBank genome assembly. NCBI's taxonomy places the organism in Eukaryota, Metazoa, Arthropoda, Insecta, Hemiptera, Aphididae.